Synchiropus splendidus (mandarinfish) is the source of this 684-nucleotide messenger RNA. RefSeq names its product complement C1q-like protein 2. The record is from RefSeq and is a predicted model, not a curated record. Gene Ontology annotation, molecular function: protein binding. The transcript has 4 exons. The coding region runs from base 1 to 684 and encodes 227 amino acids. Lineage: Eukaryota; Metazoa; Chordata; Actinopteri; Syngnathiformes; Callionymidae.
AUGAGAGCUUUUGUGCUGCUGUGCCUCCUGCAUGCUGUGGUCGCCCAGGGGGGUCCGUACAAGUGGAGGGCAGUGGAGCAAGAGAAUCCUGAACCGGGCUCAGAAAGCAUUUGCAUUACAGACUCGCAGUCCUGUGGUUGCUGUGUGAUGCAGCAGCAGAUUCAACGGAUGAAGACGUUCUUUAACAUGAGCAUCAGUGAGGUGGAAGCAGAGCUGGAGAAAACUAAAAAUAUCCUCAAUAACAUUCGAUCGGCUCGUAGUGCCUUCUCGGUGGCGUUGACCAACAGCAAGGACUUGACUUGUUUCGGGCCAUUCCGGGACGACGUGCUGAUCAAGUACCAGCAUGUUUUCAUCAACCUCGGACAGGGAUACGACGUAACCACUGGGAUCUUCACCGUUCCUCGCUCUGGGGUCUACAGCCUUGCCCUUACCGUCUACAGUGACGCGGGCGCUCCUGGAAACACCCUGGCGGCCUGCGGCUCCUUGCAGGUCAACGGCCGAGUGGUGGCAGGUCCCAGCGAGAGAAACAUGCAAGAUCAAGAGGACAGCGCCACCAUUGUGAUGGCCAUCCACCUCCACGCCGGAGACAAAGUGUCUGUCAAUCUGCCAAUCGGCUGCUUCCUCUGUGAUGAUGUCAGCCACUACAACACCUUCACUGGCUUCCUGCUCUAUUCCACAGACUAA